AGAAAUGGAGAACGAGGGGGUCCAGGAUGAGGACCACCACGAACAUCACCGGCAGGAACACCGGCAGGAACACCGGCAAGAACACCGGCAAGAACACCGGCAGGAACACCGGCAGGAACACCGGCAGGAACAUCGGCAGGAACAACAGGAAUCGGAUCAGGGAGAGGACCAGCAACAACACAUACAGGGUCACGUGAUAGAGGGCCAGAUAGUUGAUGGCAGACUUGUUACGGCUGAUGGACAGAUUGAUGGCCAGGUUGAGGAGAUCGUAACUCCUGGAGAGCUUGGGGGAGAACAUAUGAUCAACAUUCCAGAAGGAAGUCAGAUUGUGAUAGUUAGUCAGGACUCAAGUGAACUGGGUUCCCUACAAGACAUGACUAGUCACCCUAUUGUUAUCUACAACGAGGACGGCUCGUCAGUAAUUUGUAACAAAGUCACGUACUCUGACAACGGAGUGGUGGUGUUUUCCACUGACCAGGAAAUUCAGUUACCUGAGGGAGCUGAACAUGAAUAUUCUUCUAUCCCUGCCAUAUCUGACCAGCUUCCAGAAAUGUUACUCAGCAACGAGGGACAUCAAGUGGUACAAAAAGAUGGGGGAUCAAGGAAUGACGUAGAUAUUCAGUAUGGUGAUAACUCGAUAGAGAUAAGACUGAAAGAAGAUCAGAUGCCAGAAAAGCACGGGUUAAAGAGAAAGGCUAGUCGAAGAAAAAGACCCCCACAAGAAAUGCACCACGGAGGAGCUCAGAGUUCAGGAGGUUAUGUUAUAGAGGAGGAGAUAGUACAUCCUAGAGGGAAGAGAGGGAGGAGGUCUAAUGCGGAGAAGAGACAAAUGAGGGAGAAUCAGGAGAGAGAACAGACCAGCCCUUCUCAGAGCCCUAAGAAGAAAUUUAUGAGGUUACCCAAAAGAAGAAGUGGGAAGUACAAGAAAGGAAAUGCCCAGAUUGUGGAGUCCGGGGAUGAUUACAUUGAGCCAACUCACCAAGUUAUCGCUCACGUUAUUGAGGAGCAUAUAGAGGGAUAUGAUGGUUCCGCACUAACGACCGUGUUAUCAGGAGAAGAGUUAGAGGAAGGAGAAGGAAUGCAAAUAGUACUGGAUGAGCAGGGUCAGGAGCGGAGUGUUCAAUAUAUUGAGGAGGAACACUCCGAGUACCCUGGUGGCACUAUGGAGGUUAUAGUAUCCAACAAGGGAGUAAACCGUGCACGUGUCCCCAAGAAGCAGCACGUGUCGCGCCCUAUGCAGGUGGUGGCCGCUACCCCGCCACAACAACAACACACAGUCCAACAACCUCCCCCUCGCUCUUACAUGGAGGAGGAGCACUUGUCAAGGAGACACAGCAAGUUUGAUGAGACCCAGCUCGCCUUACCCGGGCACAGAUACCACGAGGACAAUCAGCUUCAGACUGUUACUUCACCUCAGAAUGUUACACGCAGUAAGUUCUGGAAGGAAAUCGAGGAGUGGGUCCCGGAACCCAAGACUAAGAGGAUGAGACUUACUCAGGAGGAAAUGACGGCUCAGCCUGAAGAGAGUUUUCUACCUCUCGACCCUUACUUUAUGGUUUGUGAUCCGUUACCAUGCAGUCACCCUGAGUGUCGUCUGUACCCGACCCUGCUCUACCUGCGCGAGAUAUACCCACGUGGGCAUGGUAUUCGUCAGAUGUUCCACUUACCUGAGGGUAUUGAAUCACGUGUUGCGGAGGACAACACCAUCAGCGCGUGUCCGAGCAAGGGCUUUGGGGCGGGAGUUAUUAUUGGAUGUGUGGUUGGCAGAACGGUGACGCUGCAGGACGCUGCUACUCACAAGAAACCUGACUCACUUUGGCCUGUGUAUGUGGAUAGUAAGAUUCAUCACUACGUUGACACUAGUUCCAGGGUUCAUAGUAACUGGACUCGGCUCGUUAGACACAGUUCACUCAAGGAGAUUGUUAAUCUUGUUGUUCUACAGUCCUUUGGAACUCAAUAUUUGUUAACUGUAAGACGAAUUGAUGCUGGAGAUGAGCUUGUAGUUUGGACCAAUAGGAAUCUAUGUAUGGACACUAGUGCUAUGGAUUUCCAGCAGCUAUCUUGUCCUGGAAUAUACUGGAGACAGCGUACACUACGUAAGAUACACUAUCACGUAUGCUACGAAUGUGGGUCUAUGUUCAAAUCUCCAACCGGAAUACAAGAUCACGUGCGACACGUUCACAACAGCAUACCUCACAAACCGACUAUUGUUACUGCUGAACCAGAUAGGGAUAACAAGGAGCUCAAGUGUGCGACUUUCGAUCCUGCGGGAAUAAUGAAAGAUCAGUGCCGAAUGUGCGCCUUUAUCUACAAGAGAUCUUACUCCCCGAAAAUUACGAAGGGAGAUAUGAGACAUUACAAGUGUAUGACAUGCUUCAAGAAGUUUGGUUCUGCUGCCUCACACAAGAAACACAUGGCAAACAACAAGCACAGAGUGUCUGCUAAGAUACACUCCAUCUGCGACUAUCUGAGGGAAGCGGUUGAAAAGAAGAGAUUACCACUGUCCGACCCUGAAGUAAUGGCAGCAGCCAGACCAAGGAUACCCAGGAAUUCAGAGUACCCCAUACCUCCCGCAAAACCGUUCGCUUCCGCUAAUGAUAUCAUCAUGGUGGACGGGAGACGGUACGACACUCAGGUGCCACUGACAGAUCCAUUCUUCAAAGAAAUGUUCCAAACGAGAGUAAACACCUACCCAUACAUUCAGCGACUUCACUCAACAGCAAUCACGGAGGAGGACAACUGUACUAUGUUGGAGAUCCAGUCAGAGAACAAGAAGCCGAUGUACACAACCCGACGAGGUCGCCCUCAGAAGGCAGUGAAGAAGAUGCUGGAGGAGGCUAUCAACCCCCAGGGAGUGACUAGUCCGAGUAAAGCGAGCAGAGACGCCAGAGCCUUCGCUUCUCAGAGGCAGGCUCGAAUGUCUCUCAAGGAAGAAGGGCCAAGUAGACGUGAUCACGUAGCGGUAAAGCAAGAGAGGAGAUCAGAACCUAUACACACCCAGUUUAGUACGGGUCCCGAACUCAGCAACUACCCUGCCCCCGCUUCUGAUGGAUCACAAAUCACCAUCAAGAUAUCACCCAAAACACCCAAGAUAGAACUAAUGGAGGCAGCAAUGUGGGACAGACCACCGACCCCUCCCCCAGCACUCCGUGAAGACAGAGACCGAGAGCACCCGCGCGACCGAGAGCCUGCCUUGCCUCCACCACCACCCAUCCCCAUGACAGUGUCUGUACGGAACCAGCGACCACGCAUCACAGCCCUUCCUGUGGACACCUGCGGGAUGUACGACUUUCACACCCCAGCACCCGAGCCAGAAGAGCCACCACCACCCCCACAAGCUCCACGUUACGAAAACAAAUUCGGGGAAGUGUUUGAACCGUAUAUCGAGUCCGAACCAGCGGUCACAAACCAGGAGAACACUCCAGCAGAGAGUCCUCUACCCGCCACCCCUGUUACCCCUGCUGCUACUCCUGCUCCUAACACUCAAGCAACUCCUCCCUCACCUGUCUUCUCUCCUCCUAAACCAAGCCCUGCUAAAUCUUUCAAACCAUCCCCUGUUAAGAACCACUCCGCUCCCCUGACAUACAAGAAACAGAUGGCAGGAAAGACUCUUAAAGCCAGUCUACUGGACGCUUUCAACGACGCCGUGUUCGGUUUCCCCAGUAAAAGGAGGACUCCUGCUAAGAAGGUACAAGACACUCCCACUCCGACACCACCACCCCAACCUCUCCAGGAGAAUAGUGAAGGAAAUCAACAGACUACCCCGGGAUCAUAGUGGUCAGCAGACGUUACGUCACUACCUAUCUCAAGACAGUUAUCAUCGAGUCAGAAAUUCUUGGUUAAAGCAGCUCUGUGCGCUUACUAUUCACUAUCGUGACAGGCAACUUUUGAUGAGUUCAAUUUGUUCGAACUUUUUAAUGUAUGGAAUAGAGGACGUUUUAAGUUGAUUGUAGUGUAUAAAGAUGAACCAACCAGCUAACAAUAAUUGUAUUUGCUUUAACUUUAAGAUGUCAAAGACCCAAUUUUCUUUCAAUUUCAGGAACAUUUCCUCGUUUAUCCAAUAACUGUAGGGUCUGUAUUUCUGAGUUUUUAGAUGUCUGAUAAUACAGAUUUACUAUCCGAUUUGAUGUCUUGAGUUUUGAAGUUUAACCGGUUAAAGUUAUCAGCACAGGAACAUACUUCGUUGUGAAGCAUUUAAAUUCUCGCUCUAUGUGUGCAAGUUCCACCGAUUUCAACUUUUUAGAGCAUAGAUUUUUAAGACAAUUGUAGACUUAAAUAACUCUUAAAUAAUUGGAUUUGUUAACAUUAUCAAAUAUUUAAGUAUAUAAACGAUAAUAUUUCCCGGCAAUCAUUUCAAGUGAA
Messenger RNA from Bolinopsis microptera, 4362 nucleotides. RefSeq lists its product as uncharacterized. NCBI's taxonomy places the organism in Eukaryota, Metazoa, Ctenophora, Tentaculata, Lobata, Bolinopsidae. Bases 5 to 3775 code for a protein of 1256 amino acids. The transcript has 20 exons. The record is from RefSeq and is a predicted model, not a curated record.